UCUGUCACAUUUUGGGGGCGUAGCGUAAGCGUGCGUAACCACCAACCAGUCAAGUGCAUAUACCUCUAUAUCGUACUAGGUUAUAGACGCUGCUCGUGAAUUUGGUGAUUUUAACCAGAAGUUCAUUCUUCUUUGGACAACGGCCACGGCUCUUUCAUUACACUAGCGUCAUCAGGAAGUUCAGUCAAGCGUGACGUGUCUUGUCGUAGUGUUCAGCGAUUAUUAUUCGGCGUAUUAUUUCUUCAUUCUAAUUCCAAUAACACCUCGUUACUGUGUUUGACGGCGUCUACCGAAAGUUUAAUUCAUCAUUAGUUAGUUGCAUUCUGGAUUCAAUUUUCUGACAAAUGGAGGAAAAAGCGGGAACAAAAUACGCUGAAGUUCCACAGAAUGAGGAACAUGCCGCUAAAGACAAGGAUCAACCUGAGGGAGGCGCUGUUAGGCUUCAAGCCAAGAUGAGUCUCAUAAACGGCGUCACCGUUAUCGUCGGCAGUAUCAUCGGUUCAGGGAUCUUCAUUUCUCCAACCGGUGUGUUGGUUCAAACGGGAAGUGUGAAUAUGGCUUUGAUCGUUUGGAUUGUCUCGGGUAUCUUCUCGAUGAUUGGAGCUUACUGCUAUGCCGAGCUGGGAUGUAUGAUAAAGAAAUCGGGUGCUGAUUAUGCUUACAUCAUGGAAACGUUUGGCCCUUUCUUGGCAUUUAUCCGUUUAUGGGUUGAAUGCAUGAUUGUGAGACCUUGCUCACAGGCUAUUGUAGCCUUGACCUUCUCCAUUUAUAUUUUAACGCCUAUGUUUCCAGAAUGCAGUCCACCAACAGAAUCGGUUCGAUUAUUAGCUGCUGCCUGCAUCUGUCUUUUAACGUUUGUCAACUGUUGGGACGUGAAAUGGUCGACUCUCGUACAGGAUACAUUCACAUAUGCCAAACUAGUGGCAUUGUUCAUUAUCAUGGGAACUGGCGUCUACCAACUUUGUACCGGUCACACUGAAUAUUUUACAUUCGAAAACACGGAAACUGACAUUACGAAGCUUUCUUUGGCGUUUUAUUCGGGAUUAUUCGCCUACAAUGGUUGGAAUUAUCUGAAUUUCAUUAUUGAAGAGCUUCAAGAUCCUGUCAGAAACCUACCUCGCGCUAUUGCCAUUUCUCUCAUUACGGUGACUGUUACUUACGUGUUUACAAAUGUAGCAUUUUACACUACAUUAUCUCCCCUUGAAGUGCGAGGGUCUACUGCAGUUGCGGUGACUUUCGCCGAACGCCUGUAUGGGCCUAUGGCAUGGAUCAUUCCCGUGUUCGUGGCGAUGUCAACAUUUGGAGCUGUCAAUGGUGUAUUAUUAACAUCAUCUAGAUUGUUCUAUGCUGGAGCUUGUGAAGGACAAAUGCCGGAAAUUCUUACCAUGAUUCAAGUUACACGGCUGACCCCCACUCCUGCUGUCCUGUGCAUAGCGAUGCUCUCUCUCAUUUACUUAGCUUCGGAUAACGUCUACAGUCUUAUCAAUUACGUUGGAUUUGCAACCUGGUUGAGCAUUGGCUUAGCAGUAGUAUGUAUCCCAUAUCUGCGAUGGAAACGUCCUGAUCUUGAGCGCCCGAUUCGAGUUAACCUCUUUUUCCCCAUUAUUUACAUUAUCGCUACAAUCUUCAUCACGGUGGUCCCGUGUAUUGCAUCUCCUGUUGAUACGGGAUACGGAGCGUUGAUUAUAUUUACGGGCGUUCCCGUAUAUUUUGUGUUCAUUUAUUGGGAAAACAAGCCACACUGCAUCCGCAAAGCUCUGGCCUCAUUAACUGUCACCCUACAGAAGAUGAUGGUUGUAGUCAGCCCCGAGUGACUUUUUUUUUAAACCCUAUUUCUUGCUUUCACCGUAUUCAUGCAGAAGAUUAUGGUCGUGGUUGGAGCUGAGAAACCAGCGCAGGUGUAAAGCUGCUCAUCUUCCCACAAAUGAUUGAUCUGGUUCUUGGUUUUCCAUUUGCUUUGAUUGUGUUUGGUUAUUUUUUUUUUACUGUUAUCUGUUUCUAAUCAAUCAUGGUUUUUCAUGUUCAGAAACCGGUAAUGUAAGGUUGAUCUCUUGUUGGAAACAGUCAGUGAGUCUCAUACGCAUCUCACACGUUAUAUGUUUACAUAGGUUCUUAUGUUUAAUAUUUCGAGAUUUGCCUAAAAUGUUAGCCGGAUGAAAAACUGUCUUGAUUUGGUUACCAAAGAUGUGCAUCUGAUCCAGAAAAUUUGCCCUGAUAUAAAAUGUUCCCCGUCUUAACAAGCAAAAAUUUUGUACUGGGAUUCGGUUAUUUGAACCCAGCUUUGCACUCUGUCCCGCACAAUAGCACCUCACCCAGUCUUUAGCUCACACUGCCUCGGGGUAACAAAUUUUAGCUCGAGUAAUUUUCCUGAAAUUUGCACGGUGUAAAGUUAUAAAAACUGGGACUCACCACCUACAAGUGCCACGGAGUAUGACAAAGCAGAGGCCUUCGGAUACACUUUAUUCCGCUCACAAUAUCAUACUUUCUCUUUUCAAAUUGCGCAUUGUGAUUAAAAAACAGUUAAACACGAGUGAAUGUUUGAUUUAUGGUUUUGAAACAUUUGAUUGAACAAAUUUAGCUGUAAAAUCAAUGGUCAAUAGCUUAUCAGUAAUUAAUGAGUGUAUUUAUUUACAUUAUUUAUUUAUACAACAGCUUCUUCAGAAAAGUAUUACACUACGGACAUCUUUUUA
Daphnia pulicaria is the source of this 2690-nucleotide messenger RNA. RefSeq names its product large neutral amino acids transporter small subunit 2-like. The transcript has 15 exons. Gene Ontology annotation, molecular function: L-amino acid transmembrane transporter activity. Bases 345 to 1814 code for a protein of 489 amino acids. The record is from RefSeq and is a predicted model, not a curated record. Lineage: Eukaryota; Metazoa; Arthropoda; Branchiopoda; Diplostraca; Daphniidae. Gene Ontology annotation, cellular component: membrane. Gene Ontology annotation, biological process: amino acid transmembrane transport.